This is a messenger RNA of Penicillium brevicompactum, 945 nucleotides long. RefSeq lists its product as uncharacterized. The coding region runs from base 1 to 945 and encodes 314 amino acids. The record is from RefSeq and is a predicted model, not a curated record. The transcript has a single exon. NCBI's taxonomy places the organism in Eukaryota, Fungi, Ascomycota, Eurotiomycetes, Eurotiales, Aspergillaceae.
AUGGCCGACGAAAAGAAACAGAACCCCUUUGAAGCCAUGGGCCCCCCAGAGGCAGAGGCAGAGGCAGAGGCAGAGCAUCCUCCAGCAUACACGGCCGAGCAAUCAACACGGUCAUUCUCACCCUCGACGCAAGCAGGCCCAUCCACUUCAUGGCCUGACCAACCACUCUCUCAAUCACCCAGACCAAUCGCCAUUCCAGCGAUAGCCAGCUCUUUUGAUUCCCCUUUCAUUCGCGCCUACCCUUCAAUUCUACAGACACACAAACUUCCCAAGGAAUCAUUCCUCAACUUCCUCGACCAAUUGAACAAAGACAUGGCCAGCAGCCCGCCCCUCCAAGUCCUAGACGCAACAGGAGGGAUUCUCAAUUCAGUUCCCAUUCUCUUCCCACUGCACUGGAUUGGAAAUGCGGUUAGCGGUCUCGCAAAUUUGGGCGGCCAGGGCAUGUCCAAAGGCCGCACCGACUCGUCCAUCAAAACAGCCAACAGGGACAUCUUUGGUCCCCGUGGCUUGAAGGUUGAAAUUGCCAAAUUGGACGCCCUGGCUCAUCUAGCUAAGAUCCCAAUUCUGGAUUCCCAGGGCAAGAUCAAUAGACAGGCUCCUCUUCUCUUGCAGCUGCAGGAUGAGCAACUCGAGCCUAGCGAUGAACAACAGGCGGCGGAGCUAGAGGUGCAGCGUCGCAUAAGGAUAUUGCAACCUUGGAUCGCCGACCUGGAAUUUGAGAUCUUGCCUUGGUCUUCCAAGUCAAAACUAACGAGGUUCAAUGCUGCUUUGAAGAAAAGAAACGAUCCCGGGGAGUCGUCGAGAAGGGAGAUGAGAAGGGAGAGAAGGGGCAGAAGGGAGCGAUUUGGCCCUAAUGACGCGGAGGCUAGUCCUGAAGACACUGAACUUUUCCGCAAGGCCUUGUGGCUUGUCAUUCGAGAGAUUGAACCCGAGGAAAGCCGUUAG